AUCUCAUUUGAGUCGGAAAGCUCGCCGCGUUCACACGACAAUCGGCAGCGGAAUAUAAAGACCCAGAACAGAACCUAUAAGGCUUAUUCAUCCGGCGUAAUAUACAUAUCCACCGAUCGAGUGGCGACUAAUUCGUGCGUGUGUGAUAAGGAGUUAAUUGAUAAAGGAAGUGACGCUCCUACCCGCAUAAGCAAAAUAUCGCAAAAAAUGGCACUGCCCAAAAAAUUAGUUCUCUUUAGCAUUGGUCUUCUGGUGCUGCUGUUGGCGGAUUCCCAUGCCAAGCCCUCGCAGGAUUUGCCAAGUGCCCCGACGGAGCUAAGUGAUCUGGUCUCCCAAAAUCAGACACAUGUCGUAAAGGAUUCUGACGCAGAUAUGAAUUCUUCGGUAGAGUCCGAAGAGAAAUUAGAACCGCGUCAGUCCUAUCCCCACCGCGAUGAAGACCAACUUAACUCGGCCACCAAUGUUGUCCUAGCCGGAAACUACAAGUACGAUGUGGAGAUCCUCGAGUCCGGUGACGAGAGUCACUCGGCGGAGAGCGAGGAGCUGGAGGAGCGAUUCAAGGGCAGGGGAGUGGUCUUCAGCUCGGACAGCGACACCUUCGCCUCGGAGAACAUCGAGGUGACGCCCGUCGAUGUGCAAGCGGAUGCCGUCAGCGAGGGUCAUGUGCUGCUCGGUAUCGUGGUGGUGGCACUGGCCUUGGUUUCCAUCUGCCUGUAUGCCGGCCUGGUCAUAUGGCGUUCGCAUCUGGAGCAGCGGUAUGGAAUGCGAGAGCGACUGGUGAACCGGGAUCUGGAGGAGGAGGCCGGCAUCGACGACGCUGAUUAUCAAGUCUACGCUCCGACCACGACGACGGCCACGCCCCGGGCGUAGUCAGUUCGAUCUGGUCCGAUUAAAACCGAUGCAGCGCGCGAGAAUUGGGCCUGGUUUUAGUUAGCGGUUGAGAGAGCGGUCCAAUCCAAAUCCAAAUGACAAAGACGGUGACAACGAGGAUGGAAAUAGACAGAACUCGAGCAAUUGUCUAUAAUGAAUGCCAUAAAUUUCCACGACAAGCUGAAAAGCAUUCCGCUUCCCAAUUACCCUCUAAUGGUGGUGCUAAAGGUCGUCUAGACUUUCAAAUAGCGCACUUGACAACGCCAAUUAGUUAUUAAGUUUCUGUGAUAUUGUUCUAGAGAUUCUUUUGUACGUCCUUUCACUAACAAUAUGCAUAGAACCAACGUAAUUGAUAAUAAAAUAACACCAAUAAUUUUAAAGAGA
Messenger RNA from Drosophila bipectinata, 1254 nucleotides. RefSeq lists its product as uncharacterized. The record is from RefSeq and is a predicted model, not a curated record. Lineage: Eukaryota; Metazoa; Arthropoda; Insecta; Diptera; Drosophilidae.